This is a messenger RNA of Sturnus vulgaris (Common starling), 1069 nucleotides long. RefSeq names its product calcium homeostasis modulator family member 4 (gene CALHM4). Gene Ontology annotation, molecular function: monoatomic cation channel activity. NCBI's taxonomy places the organism in Eukaryota, Metazoa, Chordata, Aves, Passeriformes, Sturnidae. Gene Ontology annotation, cellular component: plasma membrane. The record is from RefSeq and is a predicted model, not a curated record.
AUGGCUUUCCUUCCAAAGUGGUUAACUUUUCUAAAAGGCAAAGAGGUUGUUAUUGCCAAUGCAAUAAUUGCAAUAUUGACAAUUGGUGGGCAGCAACUUUUCUCUUUUUUCACAUUCAGCUGUCCCUGUCAUGUUGGACAGAACCUUAUCUAUGGGUUGGCUUUCCUAGGAGUGCCUGCACUGAUCCUUCUGAUUGUUGGCUACGCCCUGAACAACCAGACUUGGAGGCUGGUUAUGGGCAAAAGGUCUCAUUUUGGGAAGGUGAUUUCAUCAAACUGGUUGCUGAAAUGCAAAUUGGUCUGCUUUGUCUUGUGCAGCAUCACUGGGAGGGCACUGGUUGCUCCAGUCACAUGGCUUGCAGUCACCCUGAUAAAUGGCUCAUAUUAUAUCUGUGCUGUGAGCGAGUAUGUGCCUGUGUAUUACUAUGGAGUUGCUCCUAAUGUUAGUGCUAGUGAGCGCAGUAGGAUAUUGGCUACCUUUCCCUGCAGCCAGCUGGUUCCUCCAGAGCUGACCCGGGCAAGAGAUGAAGUGAUUCUGCUCCUCCGAUACCAGUCACAAGUGGCUGGCUGGCUUCUGAUUGCUGUGGUGGUCAUCACUGUGUUCCUCUCUUACUGCCUGGCAAGCUGUUUCUCCCCACUCAGCUUUCUACAUUUCAGAUACUGGAACAGCUAUGUCCACAAUGAGCAGGAGCUCUUCGAUGAGGCCACAGAUCAGCACUCCAGGCUCUAUGCCAUGCAGAAUGUAAGGAAGUUCUUUGGCUUCUUCCCAGGAAGUGAGACUGUAAAAGAGAUUCGUAUCCCAUCUCUCAAGGAGUGGCAGGCCGUUUCUGGACUGGCCUUUCUAAAACGAGUGGAUGAGGAGCACUAUGAUUACAGCCUCCUCCAUGACUGGGCACUCAAGGAGCGUGCAAGUGGAAAGUAUCUGAGGAUUGAUGAAGACCCUGGAAUCAUAACACAGCUCUGAAGAUCCAACCCCCCACAAUACCCUGCCGAAAAGCAGGAACCUGUCUAGCUCUAUAUCAGACCUGAGCUGGAACUUUCUGAUACAGUAUAACAUUGAUGUAUAAAUU